Sphaeramia orbicularis (orbiculate cardinalfish) is the source of this 2205-nucleotide messenger RNA. RefSeq names its product target of myb1 membrane trafficking protein (gene tom1). NCBI's taxonomy places the organism in Eukaryota, Metazoa, Chordata, Actinopteri, Kurtiformes, Apogonidae. Gene Ontology annotation, cellular component: endosome; membrane. The record is from RefSeq and is a predicted model, not a curated record. Gene Ontology annotation, molecular function: clathrin binding; phosphatidylinositol binding; ubiquitin binding. Gene Ontology annotation, biological process: signal transduction. Bases 161 to 1570 code for a protein of 469 amino acids. The transcript is spliced from 16 exons.
GUUCAACUAGUGGCCCACUUUGUUGUAUGAGGAGCAGCAGCAGCAGCAGGAGGAUCCGGAUCAGUGUCGGUCUGCAGCCGGAGGGGCCAGGCGGCUUGGGGACGUCGGUCGGUCGGUGCUUCGGCGGAGGACCCUCACCCACUGCAGUGUGUCCGUCAUCAUGGAGUUCUUACUAGGGAAUCCGUUCAGCACGCCGGUGGGCCAGCGGAUCGAGAGUGCGACUGGCUCCAGUUUACCGUCUGAAGACUGGGCACUCAACAUGGAGAUCUGCGACAUGAUUAACAGCUCAGAGGAAGGACCCAAAGAUGCAGUCAGAGCCAUAAAGAAAAGGAUUGUGGGGAAUAAGAACUUCAAGGAGGUCAUGUUGGCGCUGACUGUCUUGGAGACUUGUGUCAAAAACUGUGGCUACAGGUUUCACAUCCUGGUGACGACACGAGAUUUCAUAGAGGGGGUUCUGGUCCGGUCGAUCAUACCGAGGAACAACCCUCCCCUGGUGCUGCACGACAGGGUGCUCAGCAUUGUUCAGGCGUGGGCUGAUGCAUUCCGCAGUUCACCCGACCUGACGGGUGUGGUGUCAGUGUAUGAAGACCUGCGAAGAAAAGGACUGGAGUUUCCCAUGACAGAACUAGAUGGAUACACUCCUGCGCAAGCCCCAAAACAGACUUUGCCUGCGAAUGGGCCUGCUGUCACUACUCUGCAUGCUGGACUCAUAUCCACCAAACGCCCACUGCCCCAGAGCACUGAACUCAAACACACCAAAGAGGGAAGCACUGCCUUCACUCCCAGCCAGGUGAAAAAGCUGAAGGCAGAGCUGGAAGUGGUGCGAAGCAACUUAACCAUGAUGUCAGACAUGAUGAGUCAGCUCGAUCCGGUCACGGUAAAACAGGCAGACAUGGAGCUGCUGGAGUUAUACACAGUUUGUAAGGAAAUGCAAGACAGGAUAGUGAAGGCUGUGCCCAGACUCAGUGAGGAAAAACUGAUUGAAGAGCUGCUGGCAACAAAUGAUGAGAUGAACACUGCCUUCACCCGCUACCACAGGUUUGAGAAACGAAUAACAAACGGUCAAAACUCAACACAAAAGAGCCAUACGUAUGUCAACCUAAUGGAUCUCCCAGACUCAGGGGCUGCAUCUGCGACCAGCGACAGCUCACAGAGCCUGUCGAAAUCUGCCAGUUUGUCCAGUCAGAUGGCGAGACUCAGUACAAGUGAAGCAGAAGACAUCAAUGCAUUGUUACAGAAAGCAAGUGAGCAGAGUGAAGUAGAUGGCCUGGCUCAAGCUCAGGGCAACAGACUACACACUGGAACGGACGACAGCCCAGCCUCCACCUGCAGCUCGUCUCCAAAGUUAGAUUGGAUGAUUAAAAGGGGAAUGAUUCCUAUCAACCAAUCAACUGUUAUGGAUGAUAUAGAGAAAUGGUUGGAUCUGGAUGAUGAUUAUGAGGACUAUGAGGACACAGAUGGUGUGACCAGUGAAGAGUUCGACAAGUUUUUGGCAGAAAGAGCUAAAGCAGCAGAGCGGCUGCCAUCGCUGAGCGCUUCCUCACAUGACAUCAACCACUCUGAGUCCUGAGUCCACGCCACACUCCACCAGACUAACAGCAUUCAUACAGCUGCUGCGCCAUCGGCUGACAGAUGGAGGUUUUGUUUUGCAGAAUGGUUAAAUGGCACAUUUUUGACAUGGGAACUGAACCCAUUAAGAACAAAGGGCAUCAUAAUGUGUAAAGUACUCUCCACUGGGGGGUAAAUGUGUUUUUUAACUGAUCUAAAUAAUGUUAUGUGAUGAAGGAAAAGGGUUUUUACUUGAUGUGGUUAUGAAUGAGUUAUCCAUGUGUAAUGCAAACAUUUGCACAUUUUAUAUUGUUACAUUCCUGCUGUUGAUGAAGAAAGGAUAUUGUUACUGAAAACAGUUUUACAACAAAGAGUAUGUAUUAUAUGGUUGUGAUAUAUGGUAUAUAUUGUCAAAUCUCAUGAUGAGCUGUGGGACAGGACCCUCUUAUAGUAGCAAGGUUGUAAACUUAAACUAAACUCAGCUAUUACAUAAUGGACUAGUUUGAUACUUGUUGCUACAUCAUUGUUGAUGUAGAUUGCAAAUCAAAUGGGAUUUUACAUCCAACAUUCCCCUGUGACAGUGUUUUACUUGAAGGUUUUAACUGAAGCUCAUGACAGAAUACUGACUUGUAUUAAACUAAAACGAUUAACUGCAAA